Molecule: messenger RNA, 1110 nt
Organism: Trametes versicolor FP-101664 SS1
Lineage: Eukaryota; Fungi; Basidiomycota; Agaricomycetes; Polyporales; Polyporaceae
Exons: 4
Source: RefSeq, a predicted model, not a curated record
CGACCCUUGCUCCCAAGCACGCCGUUUCAGCGCGUCUUUCCACUCGAGAUCUUUCUGGUCAUAAAGGCCACCAUCCCACUAGGCGACAUACGCACCCAUGUGUGCUUUUACAAGACGCACCCUCGUAUCGCCGCGAUAUACGACUCGGAGAAGAACGACGAGUUCUUCUGGCGGCGCGUGUGUUGGCAUAGUGGCAUCGGCGCGCUGGACAAGGACGACCUCGAGGACCCACACUGCUGGCGCGGCAUUGCUCUGGAGCUCGUCGAGAAGGAGGGCUUCUGCAAACACCCGCGGUGCGGGGAAGGGCUACUCAAGUACAACAGUCGGCGCAUGGAAGACGUAGCGGGCUGGCUCAAGCCCCUCGCCGUGUUCUCCGACUGGAAAGACGACUUGUACACCGCCUCGGACUCGGAUUCUGAAGACGAUACCCCAAGUACACACAUGGUCAUCGACAACGAAGGUCGUCGGGCAGACGGCGAGAGCGAGGACAACCCCCCGCACCUUUCGCCGCACCGCGUCCUCUCCAGCAUCAAAUUCCGUGACCGGCCCUGGGGCGGAUACUACAGCGUGCGCGAAGACGCGCAGCUUCGCCCGCUGACUAAAGCGGAAGAAUCCUACGGCGGAAGUGCCCUCCUACAGGAUCUGGCACCUGCUCAUACAGCGGAGCUUCGCCACCGAUGUUCCCAUAAACAAACUCCUUCUCGGGGAGUUGGGUGGGCAUGAACUCGCCGGGGAGAUUGUCAAGAGACGGACUGGAGUGACCGUGCUCGAUAUUGUGACCACGAUACAUGCUGAUCUCGACCUUCGUCUGACAGAGGACGAGAAGAGGGGACUCGUGGAUCACCUUGACUUGUUGUACAACUGUUGCGAAACAACCGCAGAGGAUGUGUAUGCGCGGUUUAACACUCUGCGCGAUGCACUGAACAAGUUCCACCUAGACGAGUUCUAUUACGAUGGGGCCAUCAUCAAUGGCGCCCCACUGUUCCUCCCCAACCUCCGGGAGAACUGAUUGACUUUUCGCUGCCCUCUACAAUACGACCUGACCAUCGCCUAAUAGAGUUCCCUUCUAUUCUAUCAACCUCGCCUAUAUACUUUGAUCGCUGCCUCCAU